GACAUAAGGUCAGUCCGUAGGUCAUGUACCGAGAUUACGGCCUGGCGCAAACUCCGUUUAUUGAUAAGUUAGAGACUCUUAAUCAAGCAACAAUUCCAGAAAUACCUGUGUACAAACCUACGGUUGCAGAAUUUGAAGACUUCAGCAAAUGUAUUUCCAUGAUAGAGUCCCUCGGUGCUCAUCAUGUAGGGCUUUGCAAAGUAAUACCACCUUCAAAUUGGGUUGGGCGUCGCAAAGGUUAUGAUAAUAUUGAUGAAUGUUUGGUAGAAAAACCUAUAUGUCAAAGCACAUAUGGUGGACGUGGUAUAUAUUUUCAGGAUAUUUCACCCAGAAAAAGUCUCAAAUUCAGUGACUUUAAAAAUAUUGCUUUAUCAAGUAUAUAUUGCACCCCUAAGUACAGGGAUUACGAUCACCUUGAAAGAAAAUACUGGUCGUCGAUAGGCACAAGUCAUCCACUGUAUGGGGCUAAUGUCAGUGGAACUUUGAUGGAUAUUGACCAGCAUAUUUGGAACAUUGCAAAACUCGACUCAGUACUAAGUCGGGUUUUCGAAGAAGAGGGUGUACAAAUACCAGGUGUGAAUACUCCAUAUUUGUAUUAUGGAAUGUGGCGAUCUACGUUUCCGUGGCAUGUUGAAGAUGUAGAUUUAUACUCUAUAAACUACCUGCAUUACGGUCUUCCAAAGUGCUGGUACGUCAUACCUCCAGCUUUUGCGCGUAAAUUUGAAUCUUUUGUUUCCGAAUAUUUUAGGUCGGAAUUCUUGAAAUGUCAUUGUUUCUUAAGGCAUAAAUGCGUUUUAAUUAGUCCUACAGUUCUUUCCCAAUCUGGAAUCCCAACUAAGAAAAUUUUACAACACGAAGGUGAAUUUAUGAUAACUUUUCCUUAUGCUUAUCAUUCCGGCUUCAAUAUGGGUUUAAACAUUGCUGAAUCAACAAAUUUUGCACUUACUAGGUGGAUAGAGUACGGAAAACAUGCGAAAAUAUGCACCUGUUGGGAUGACACAGUUAAAAUAUGUAUGGAUCCUUUUGUGCGAAGAUUUCAGCCCGAGUUAUUUAAUGAUUGGAAAAAUGGAAAAAACCUACCACCACAUCCUCUCGAUGAAUAUCUGCCAAAGGAAACAAGUCAUCAUGUUGAGAGCACACUCACAUAUCCAGACAGUGCCAAGGAUAUAUUGGGUAUCGAGAACAAUGAGGUUAUGGCCAAAGACCCUUCUCUUUUUAAACCUUACUCUUCUGAUUCACCGCCUCCCAAAGUUGGCGAUCUGAACUCUAUUGAUCUGCGGUAUUCCUCAAAACAGUUCGAAACGGCCAAAAUUCCUUUUCAUAUCGCUACUAACCCUCUCUUGUACCCUCUGUGGUGUGGAAAUCCAGCUAAUGAACAGAUUGAACGAAAUUUCAACAUUUUCAUUGGAAGUCAUAAACCAUAUUGUGCUGUUUGCUCAUUUUUGUGGACUCCUCAGCAUGUUUCUAAGCUUUUAUCUAGUGGACAUCGAGAAGACAAACUACCUUUAUACUCAGAACCACACAUUCCCGAAGUUGCAUAUCGCAGCUAUAAUUCUUCUGUACAGUUUCCUCCGACAGUUAAAAGUCGUAUACUCAGGUGUUUUCGUUGUUGCUUAACUGUACAUGCUAGAUGUUAUGGUGUUCAAGAUGAACUUGGAUUUAAAUAUGAGUCUUCAUUAGAACAAAAACAUAAUCUGAACUUUAAAAGAUCCUGGUAUUGCGAUGCUUGUAUGGCGAGUUCAAAACCCACGUGUGUAUUCUGUUAUAUGCGCGGAGGAGCUAUUAAAGCACUAGCCAACAUAAAUAAUGCAUUUACUGGACGACCUUACUGGGCACAUUUAGUUUGUGCACUAAUUACUCCAGGUUGCUAUUUUGAAGAUGUGCCUAAACGAUUGGCAUUUAUUUCUGAAGACACGAUCAAAUCAGCUAUGUCUUCAGCCAUAUUAUAUUCCAGCGAAAGUAAUAAACGUGUGAUUAAUGAAAUGCAAAAUAUCAAUUCGCCUAGUUGCUUCUCUGAGACUGUUCCCUUCAAAUCUUCAAGUUAUUUACAGAAGAAUUUGAAAUUAGUGCGUAAGAGACCACCUAAUAUUGAUAACAAAAUUUUACGAGAAUAUUAUGAAUCACCUGAUCAGAGAAGUAAAAUACGUCGAUUAAACAAAUCGAAUAAUCGUUUUUCACGAAAGCUACUCAACACUACUUCCACAGUUUCAAUUGAUUUUAAUUUUAAAAAAAUAAGACCAUUUAUUCAGAAUAAUAACAAUGGGAUUUCUAGUGUUCAUCAUUCUGACAAUACUAACAUACCAGUUGAAACUGGAGACAAAAUUGCAUCAUCUCUUCCUUCAAUAUGUUUUGUGUGUCAAUUACCUGGGAGAGGAUUUCUUCCAUUGGCUUCUUGCUGGCAUAAUGGUUGUUCUACACAGUUUCAUGUUACUUGUGCUCAAAUGGCUGGUAUUGUUAUUGGAACUGAUGUAUAUCCUCGUUUCUUUUAUAUCGCAUGCAGUAAACAUCCUACUAACUACGAUCACCCAAAUUUUCACGAUCACGGUUCCGUUUCCCCAGGAGAUGAAGUAAUGGUACAAGAAACCAAUGAUCCUAUAUUUUCAUCCGCUAUUGCUAUCCGACGAGUAACUCCUCUGUACUGCCGUAUUUCGUUUCCCGAUGGAACCUUCUCAUCAGAUACACCACCAGAGUAUUUGACAAAUGUUAAUUGGUUCAAAGAUGGACCUCCAGAAAAAGGAUCACUUAUUAAAGUUUUAUGGGAUGAUGGGAUGGAAUAUGCGGGAACGUAUGAAGGUACUACUUCUGAACAGUGGGAACAUCCCACUUCCGAUUGUUGCUGUAUACUACCAAAAUAUGUCAAAAUACGUAGCGUACACCACACUCAUCCCGCUUUCAAAAGAAGGUCACUUGCGGUCAAUCUGCUCGACGUGCCGCUUUCUAGGUUGUCGCAGUCUGUGCCACGCCAUUCGUCGGAAUGUCGCAUUGACCUUUUGGGCCAUCUAAAUCCGAUGUCAUCUCAGCACCAAAAACGUUUCGCAUCUAGUGAAAUAAGGAGAAAAGGAAGGAAACUGAUGAGAAAUCGGAAUAACAACGGAAUUGAAAGAAUAAAGAAGUUCAACUGGAAUCUGGAGAGAUUAGAGUAUUUAAUCGUGAACAGUUUUAUGUACAACCAAAAACUAAAUAUUCAGAUAAUUUGGCUUUUGAUGGUUCGUCUACUGAUUAUCCAUGGGGAAUAACAGAUCUUGAAGAUUCAGUCGCUCCCUCGAAUUCAUAACAUGACUUUUACAGUACAUAUAUAUUAACCAUGUUUUGCAUUUUACUGAUUGUACAUAGUGUUUUUAAUAGGAUUUAUUUUUUUAGAGUUGGCGAACUUUUAUAUCAACAUAAAUUCUUAUAUUUCUUGACUAAUUAAUUUUGACUCCGGUUACUUGGUGGCGACAUUUGAACCUAAAAAUGAUGAAUAUAUUUCACACUACUAACUCGUGCGUCUAUUUGCUCAUUAUUCAUAAAUCACUUAACAUUUUCAACAGUGCGAACUGAAUACCUAGCUAAUGAUGUAAAAGCCUUGUGAAACGUAUUUGUUGUUUGUGUGCAUAAUAUUGGCCAGUUUAACUGCCGACUGGUACCGAUCAACACAUAGUAGCUGCACGAUCCUUGAAGCUAAACAUGAAGAUUAGCCUUUGGACAACUGUGAAAAGUCAGAAUAUAUAACCAAAAAGACACUUAAUCGAAAUAUCGUUGCUCGGCCAUGUGGACUUGAUCAUUCUGCGUGACCUCAACCUUUUUGAAUCAAAUAUAUUAUUCUACUCCCC
Molecule: messenger RNA, 3812 nt
Organism: Schistosoma guineensis
Lineage: Eukaryota; Metazoa; Platyhelminthes; Trematoda; Strigeidida; Schistosomatidae
Source: the annotation of a GenBank genome assembly